Phragmites australis (common reed) is the source of this 1380-nucleotide messenger RNA. Its product is annotated as putative cyclin-dependent kinase F-2. Gene Ontology annotation, biological process: intracellular signal transduction; protein phosphorylation. Gene Ontology annotation, molecular function: ATP binding; MAP kinase activity. NCBI's taxonomy places the organism in Eukaryota, Viridiplantae, Streptophyta, Magnoliopsida, Poales, Poaceae. Gene Ontology annotation, cellular component: cytoplasm; nucleus. The record is from RefSeq and is a predicted model, not a curated record. The coding region runs from base 1 to 1380 and encodes 459 amino acids. The transcript is spliced from 2 exons.
AUGGCUGGUCUAUAUAUCUAUGGACCCUCGCUUCCGUUCCCAGGCAUAGCAGUUGCCACCACCGUCUGCCUGCCGUUGCGUGUCAAAGCCGACAUGGACGUGGAGGCGGAGCAGGCUGCCUCAGGAAAGACGACCAUGCCCAGCGUCAGCUCGCGACUCUCUGCCCUCUGCACCAAGAUCCGCAAUCUUGCCGCUCGAGGAACAGACACGACGGUCCGGCGCGUCGGUGUUGAUUGCAUCUGCAUCGCUAUGUACAAUCUGGGCGACGCGGCGGCGCGACCUGCAGGGACGACCACGAGGAUGAGGAGUCCCCGGAUCCUCAGCACCGUGCAGUUCGAGGAGGAGUGCGUGCUCGGGGCGUGCCACAAUGGCGACGUCGUCAAGGUGCGCCACCGCGUGACCGGCAAGACCUUCGCCUUGAAGACCGUAUCAUUGCAGUUUGAGGAGGAGGAGGCCGUCCUUGCCCUGCGUGUGCUGCGGGAGGCGUGCUUCAUGGCAGCCUGUCGCGGCCAUCCCUCCCUCGUCGGCUUUCACGGCGUCGGCCGGCACCCGAGCACCGGGCGGUACUGCCUCAUCAUGGAGCACGUCGGUCCUAGCCUGAGCGACGUUUUGGAUAGCCAGCGCCGCAGCAAGCCCUUUCCGGAGCACGACGUGCGCCGCAUCAUCCGGCAGGUUCUGAGCGCGGCCAAGGCGAUGCACGACCGCGGUAUCGUCCACCGCGCCAUAAACCCUGCUAACGUCUUCGUGGGUGACAGCGGCAACGUAGUAAAGAUCGGGAACUACGGGGAGGCCACGUCCGUGUCCGAGACGGACGUGGCGUACAGAACCACGAUGGCGUAUAUGGCGCCCGAGGCAUUGCUGCCGGCACUGUGCGGUGAUACUGAGCUCGUCGACUCGUGGUCGAUCGGCUGCAUGAUGGCGGAACUCCUCACGGGCGAGCCGCUGUUUGCGUUGUGGGACGGGGACGACGACGACGACGUGGCGGGCCAGCUCUACAAGAUAUUCGACGUGCUCGGUGUCCCGGGCAAGAGAACCAUGCGGGCCAUCAAGAUGACCCGGGACCCAGAUGCCCGAGGCAUUGCUGAAGAGGUGAAGCAAUGGAGAGCGCGGCAACGGCGAGUGGGGAAGAGCCGGAACAGCAACCGGCUGGGUGAGGUGGUCCAUGAUGACGUUCUGUCCGAUGACGGGUUCGAGGUCCUCACAGGACUCCUCACGUGCAAUCCGAAGAAGAGGCUGACAGCGGCCGCCGCGCUCCAGCUUCCAUGGUUCACUGACAACGACGACUCUCCGGCCCCUGCAGUUUCUCAGGUCGGCGGCCCGUACGUUGUUGCCGCCGUCAUCACCCUUGCCGUGGGUGUCCCUGUCACCAUGUCUGCCUGA